AUGACGGUCACAUACGACUCUCCCCCUUCAAAGGGAACCAACACAUCAGUCGCGACUUUAGAAGAUCGAUUUCAAGUCAUCAAGGAAGUUGGCGAUGGAAGCUUUGGAAGUGUCGCAGUUGCGCGCGUACGAACCGCCGGGUCCCAUAUUGCGCGGCGAGGCACCAUGGUCGCUAUCAAAACAAUGAAGAAGACUUUCGACUCAUUGACACCGUGUCUGGAGUUGCGUGAAGUUAUCUUCUUGCGCACCUUGCCAUUACAUCCUCAUCUCGUACCCGCUCUCGACAUUUUCCUCGACCCUCUUUCCCGCAAACUGCACAUUUGUAUGGAGUACAUGGACGGCAACCUGUACCAAUUGAUGAAGGCCCGUGACCAUAAGUAUUUCGAGGGCAAGCAUGUCAAGAGCAUCUUAUACCAAAUCUUGUCUGGGUUGGACCACAUUCACGCCCACCACUUCUUUCACCGCGAUAUUAAACCCGAAAACAUCCUUGUCUCUACUUCCGCUCCCAAUGACUCUACCUUCAGCCGCUACUCAAACCUCGUCACUCCUCCCUCAACCCCUCCAACAUACACCGUGAAAAUUGCAGACUUUGGUCUCGCCCGUGAAACACACUCCAAGCAACCAUACACAACCUAUGUAUCUACUCGUUGGUACCGGGCACCAGAGGUACUUCUCCGCGCUGGGGAGUACUCUGCCCCCGUUGAUAUGUGGGCAAUUGGCGCCAUGGCUGUGGAAAUUGCCACCCUGAAGCCCCUCUUCCCCGGUGGAAAUGAGGUGGAUCAGGUUUGGCGCGUGUGUGAAAUUAUGGGUAGCCCUGGAAACUGGUACAGCAAAGCUGGUGCGAAGAUUGGCGGUGGUGAAUGGCGAGAAGGAUCGCGCUUGGCGCACAAGCUGGGAUUCACUUUCCCUAAAAUGGCGCCCCAUGCGAUGGACACUGUUCUCCAACAGCCUCAGUGGCCGGCCGCUCUGGCUGAAUUCGUUACCUGGUGUUUAAUGUGGGAUCCUAAGAACCGCCCUACUUCAACACAAGCAUUGAACCACGAGUACUUUGCCGACGCUACGGAUCCCCUGCGACCCAAGUCCUCGACUUCGUCAAGACUACUUGGUCGCAAGCAAUCGGAGCGUAGCUUCAAGUCCCCAACACUCUCCCCUUGUGAUUCGCCUACUCUCUCCACCAAGCCCUCAUGGUUCCGCAGAUCUUUAAUCGGCCGCUCUGAAAGUCCCAUCCCUGGCGAGAUUGAGAGCCCUGUUAGACAACCAGCUGUUUCCUACACCAGUGUACCCGAAAUCCAGCCCGUGAAGCCUCGUCCUGCAAACAGCAAGCGGGCUACAUGGGCCAAUGGCGCCCCGAUGCCUAUUCUCCCCUCUAUCCGUCCCGUUUCUCCUUUAUCAGCCUCUGUCACUGCCCAAGCCAACGCGACCGUCGCGCAUAACGAGGCACAAAAGCCUACCGAAAGCGAGGCGAGCAAGGCCAGCAAGAAGAUUGGUCGCCAAUUAUCAGUCAACUCCAAUGGUAACCAUUACUCUGACGCCCACCGCCUGGAAGCCGAGAGAGUGCUGAAUGGUUCCGGCAACACUACGCCCACUACCAAAGAAAGCUUCUUCUCGCACCUGCGUAAGCGUGCUCGCAGAUUGUCCGGACGGAACCAGGCAGCAGCUCCUGACGAUAUCGAGGCCAACGCUGGUUGUAUCCCAUGGUCCAACCGGUCUUCUGUGGCUCUUGAUGGAACCGGUCUCUCGGAGUCUAAGUCUUCAGACCUGAGUGAACUUGACAAGGCCCUUCAAAGCGUGAAGUACUCAUUGGACUCUUCCACCCUCGGUAACGUGCCUGUGCAAUUGAGCUCAGAAAAUCACAUCACAAAACGCCAGUCCAUGCCUCAAGCUACUAGUUCCAACCCUAGUCCAAUCUCCAGCAGGACUCGCCGUGCAUUGCAGAUGACAAGUCACCCAGUUCAUCGCUACGAGACACCAGAGGAGGAAGAUGAGCUUCUGGAUGAGGUUUUGCACUCUGCCAGCAAAGCUGCUAAGCGUCUAGCCCAGACUCAGUCUAUGGCUGCUCAAUCUCGGGCUCUACCAAGCCCCUACCCGACCCCAUCGCCCACUGCAGCUCACCGUGAGAGCUACUUUGAUACACCCAUCAACCAGAACGUAUCCAAGAUUGAUCCUGUGAACUCAAAUCGUCAAUGGCCAACCCCCCCUUACGAGGAAUCAGAGUGGAACAGCAAGACAUCUUCUCAGUAUCUGACCUCUGGACCCAACUACAUCUAA
Messenger RNA from Penicillium angulare, 2268 nucleotides. RefSeq names its product serine/threonine-protein kinase. Gene Ontology annotation, biological process: intracellular signal transduction; protein phosphorylation. Gene Ontology annotation, cellular component: cytoplasm; nucleus. The transcript has 2 exons. Gene Ontology annotation, molecular function: protein serine/threonine kinase activity; ATP binding. Lineage: Eukaryota; Fungi; Ascomycota; Eurotiomycetes; Eurotiales; Aspergillaceae. Bases 1 to 2268 code for a protein of 755 amino acids. The record is from RefSeq and is a predicted model, not a curated record.